Messenger RNA from Amphimedon queenslandica, 4857 nucleotides. RefSeq lists its product as uncharacterized. Gene Ontology annotation, biological process: nucleoside metabolic process; signal transduction. The transcript has 12 exons. Gene Ontology annotation, cellular component: cytosol. Bases 1 to 4857 code for a protein of 1618 amino acids. The record is from RefSeq and is a predicted model, not a curated record. Gene Ontology annotation, molecular function: adenosylhomocysteine nucleosidase activity; methylthioadenosine nucleosidase activity; protein binding. NCBI's taxonomy places the organism in Eukaryota, Metazoa, Porifera, Demospongiae, Haplosclerida, Niphatidae.
AUGUACAUGUUAGAAAGAAAUUAUACCUCUAUCAAUAGUACCAAGAGAGAUGUUGAACUCAAUCCUGGUCCGAUAAUAGACAAGGAGCUUACUUUGGCAGCUGUCAUAAAGAUAUUUGUUUCUUCUGCUCAGCAUUACAUGCUAAUAGGAGCUGGUUUGGGUGUAAAUGUGGUUGAUCUGAUGCCAAUGCCAGGAGCAACUAAAAAUCUUAUUAUUGUAUUCCAGAGGUGGUUUGAUGCUGAUAAAGAUGUCAAUUGGGAUACAUUAAUAAAACUGUGUGAUGACUUUCCUGAUCAACUUGGUGAAGCAAAAUCUAAACUUCUGGAAUAUAUAGGCAAGGGAGGCUUGGCAACAAGCAAUGAGACAACACAAGGAAUUGCUGAAAAGGAAAAGAUUGAUUCAAAGUACCGUGAACCACUUGAUAGUGCAGCAAUCGGCCAAGACAAGACUAUCAGUGAGGACCAAAAGUCAGAUCCACCUCCAGAUGUCAGCAAAUAUUGCCCAAAACUGGAGGACAUUGAUCAUGAGAACAAAAUGAAAAAAAAAUACAUCACACAACUGACAAAAGAAGAAAAGGAAUUUAUAAAAAAAGUCAAUGUCAUUCUGGUGACUGCCAGACUUGUAGAAUACCGUGCUGUGAUGGGUGCAACUGAGCCUCCUAGUAGUGAUGGUAAAUAUAUUAAAGUUGUCACUACAGAUCAAUCGGCAAAUUUCAUCCUGGGGAAGUAUGGCCCAUGUAAUGUUGCAGUGAUAAUAACAGGCCAGGGUCCAAAUGAAACUGAAAGAAUUCUUAGUUCAGUACAAAAUGAUGUGAAAGCUAAGUAUGUCAUUGCUAUUGGGAUAUGCUAUGGAGCAAAGGAGGACAAAACUGAAGAACUUGGUGAUAAAACAAAAUUAGCUGACAUUAUUGUUGCCAAAAGCAUUGCAGACAUCACUGAGAAGCGUUAUGAAGGACCCGAAUUGAUCAUUAAUACAAAAGAAUACCAGUGUGGAAGGGAACUUUGUAAUUUGCUUAGUCAAGAUUGUCUAUUUACAUUUGAAAGUAAAUCAGUUAAAGUUCACGUUGGUGUCUUAGCCUCUGAGUUCACACAGUUUCGCAGUGAAGAUGAAAAACAGAAAAUAUUUAAACAAGUUCCACAAGCGCUUGGAGGAGAAAUGGAAGCAAAUGGAAUAAAUCGGGUUGCUAAGAGAGAAGGAGGAUUUGAAUGGAUCGUCAUAAAAUCUAUCGUUGACUGGGGAAAUGAAGAAAAAAACAAAAUGUGGCAACCGUUUGGAGCUGUCUCAUGUGCAAGGUUUGUUCAAAAAUGCUUGAGAAAUCUACUAAGUAAUGAUGACCCAUUUAAUUAUGGCAUGGAUGAUGUGGAAAAGCAGGAACCCGAGGGUGACUCUGUUAAUUAUGAAGAAAAAAUAGUUCAUGUUGAAGAUCUGAAAAAAUCAGGUAUUCUAGAGAAGUGGUGUAAAGGAGGUAUCAUGAUGCUGACACUUACUCGUGUACUCAUGAUUGGUCCUGCUGGAUCUGGGAAAACCUGUGCACAAUGUCUUCUACUUAAUGAAGAUCCUCCACCCUUAAAAUCUGCAUCUCAUUCACACACCAAUGCCCCAUCUGCCACUAGCUCACCACCUGCUGAUUCUGGCCUCACUCUAGUCUCUAAACAUACCACUGACAGUACACCAAUAGCUUGUAAAGCUGUCAAAGCUCUAAGAAUAGCUUUUGAUGGUAAAGAGACAUGGAACAGAAUCACUGAAGACAAAUUGUUGGAGCGAUUAGCAUUAAGUUUAAAAGAAGCUGUAGAAGAUAAUGCUGCUCAGCAAAUUCAGUUACAUUUGAAUGAAUCAGAGGAUGCCUUUAAAAAGGAACAAUUAAAAGAAACACAUGAAGAACAUACAGACUCUUGUAAUGAAGAGCAAAUUGAUUCAGAACCUGAUUCAAAGCAUUCAUCCUCUGAUCCAGAAGAAUCAGAAAGUGUCAAAGAAAGUAAGCAAGAAGAAACACUGGAGGAUAACAGUGACUUUGAAAAUGUUUUUAAGAACAUUGUUCAUCGUAUUUCUAAAGCAGGAGCUCAGUUAAGUGAGAAGUGGGUGUACAUUGUUGAUUCUGGUGGUCAACCAGCAUACCAAGAGCUAUUACCUGUGUUCACUAGAGCAGCUACUCUUAACAUCAUCACACUGGAUAUUUCAAAAGGUCUUGAUGAUAAGCUUGAGUUCAUGUAUCGAUUUAAUGGAGAAGAAUUUAAAUGUCAUGAUGAAUGUUCAAAUCGUAAGAUUUUCAAUUCUGUGGUUUCAUCAGCGUCAGUUCAGAAACAACUUGAUAUUCCAUUCAUGAAGAAAAAAAAAGAUGGUGAGCGUAAUAAGCCUAAACACUCAAUGUCUUUUGUUCUGGGUACUCAUUAUGAUGUACUGAUUGAAAGAACUAACAAAAAAGAUGCUGAGAAAAUGGUGAAGGAAAUUAGUAAAGAAUUAAUGUCUCAAAAGAACAUAUUGCCUCAACUAACAGAACGUAUCAUUGAAGUUCAUGAAAAUUCUGUAAUAUAUCCAGUUGAUACAUUGCAAAAAGACUCUGACAAAAGAGAAGAAAUUAGCAGAAAAAUUUUAGAGAAAAUGUCCAAAUGUACAGAAGUCACCAUUGAAAUAAAAGUCCCGAUGCAUUGCUUUGUGUUUGAGAUUUACUUGGAAAAAAAGGCAAAAGAUAAAGGUUUUGUUACUAAAAAAGAAGUUAUUAAAGAUUGUAAAAAAGAUCUUUACAUGAACGAAGAAGAUGUUGAAAUAGCUCUAACCUUUCUUCACAAUAGCACAAUCAUUUUAUACCUUCGUGAGAUCAAACCAGAACUAGUUUUCGUUAACCCUCAAAAAAUCAUUAACGUUCUUUCACAUUUGUUAGCUCUUACUUAUGUCAGUUAUCCAACACCAGCAACAUCACUGGUACCAAAUAUAUCACAGGAUGAGAUGACACAUCUUAAGAAAAGAGGCUGUUUCAAAAAAGUUCUUCUUGAAAAGUUUUCUGGUGUAUUCUCAAAUGAUUUCACACCAGAUUACUUUAUUAACUUGCUUCAACAUCUUCAUAUUAUUACAGAAUUGAAAAGCCAGUCCCAGGAUAGUAGCUAUUUCCUUCCUUCUGCUUUACCUGCCUACAAUAACAACUCUGAUAAUGAUCUACCUAAAGGUAUAAAGCCUCUUUACUAUGUGUGGCUAGAGCAGGCAAAAAAUGAAUCGGAAUCAAAAAAAAAUGUCCUUGUUCCUCAAGGAAUUUUUCCUUUAAUUUUUGUCCAUUUGCUUAAACAAAAAGAAUACAAGGUUGAAUUUGCUCCACACCUCAUGUAUCGUAAUGCUGUUUCACUUUGGGUCUGGAUCAAAGAAAAACGUUUUACACUUUAUAUCAUUAAUCGCUAUAAACAUAUUGAAGUCUAUUUCAAAGGUCGACAGGAUUAUCGUCCACGGAAAUAUUGUCCACAGUUUCGUGAGCUGAUUACUACAGCUAUUAAUAAAAGCUCUGUUGCCAUCAAUGUCAAACAGAAUUAUGCCAAUGCAUUUCCUUGUCCCAAUAAGAAAGAGCAGUGUUAUUGUAUCGUGGAUGAAGAGAAAAAGGCAGCAUAUUGCAAGUGUGAUUCAAGUGACAUCAGUAAAAAUGAUGAGGAGACUUACUCGUGCUGGUUUGGUCUUGAAUCUGACUCUAGCUCAGCAGGUAUAGAAGAAGAUGUUCUAUUGAACAUAACACAUUUGCAUGAUGUACGAAUGUUACUUAAAGAGGGUCAAUUUUCAAAUGCAAAAUGGCUUGAGUUUGGUCUUGGUUUGGGUUUAACUAAUACACUACAAGCAAUUAAGAGAGAUUAUCCGAGAGAUACUAAUGGUUGUGUUAGAGAGUGUCUAGUGAAAUGGCUGGAGAAUGCUGAUGUUGCAAAAGCAAACUUAAGCACAUUAAUUGAAGCUCUUAGAAAAUGUGAUCAAAAUGCAACAGCUGAGUACAUCAUAAGAGCUAAAAGUAUUGGACAAGAAGAGACUACUUCAAACGAAUAUUGUAAAACAAUUGAAGACCUUGAGAGUGCAACUAAAAAGAAUUUUUUUACAAAACUAACUAAAGAACAAAAGAAGUUUUUGGAAGAAAAAGUCCAUUACAUUCUGGUAACUGCCACACCUAUAGAGUACCGUGCUGUGAUGAGUGCAACUGAUCCUCCUGGCAGUGAUGAUAAAUAUAUUAAAGUCAUCACAGAAGAUAAAUCAGCACAUUUUAUUCUGGGGAAAUAUAAGUCAUGUCAUGUUGCAAUAAUAAGAACAGGCCAGGGUCCAGAUAAAACCGAUGAGGUUCUUACUUCAGUACGAAAGACAGUGAAAGCUAAGUAUGUCAUUGCUAUUGGGAUAUGCUAUGGAGCAAAGGAGAGUGAAACAAAAGAACUUGGAGAUAAAACAAAUUUAGGUGAUAUCAUUGUUGCUGAAGAUAUUGUCAACACUGAACAUCAGUGUAGUAAAAAAACAAAACCAAAAACAUACAAUUGUGGACACACAGAACUGUAUAAGUUAUUUAUACAUGAAGAUGUUUUUGAAUUUGAAGGCAAAAAUGUCAAAGUUCACACUCAAGGUGCCUUGGCCUCUGAGUUUACACUGCAUCGCAACGAAGAAGAAAAGCAAAAAAGAUUAAAUUAUGCCUCAGGAGCACUUGGAGGAGAAAUGGAAGCAAAUGGUAUACAUCGGGUUGCUAGGAGAGAAAAAUUUGAAUGGAUCGUAAUAAAAUCUAUCGUUGACUGGGGAAAUGAAAAAAAAGACAAAAAUUGGCAACAGUUUGGAGCUGUCUCGUGUGCACAGUUUGUUCUUAAAUACUUAUGCCAUACGCAACCUAGUGAGGAAAACCAGGCUAGCUUGUGGUGA